Molecule: messenger RNA, 3626 nt
Organism: Manihot esculenta (cassava)
Lineage: Eukaryota; Viridiplantae; Streptophyta; Magnoliopsida; Malpighiales; Euphorbiaceae
Product: type I inositol polyphosphate 5-phosphatase 12
Exons: 10
Coding region: 72-3578 (1168 amino acids)
Biological process (GO): phosphatidylinositol dephosphorylation
Molecular function (GO): phosphatase activity; protein binding
Source: RefSeq, a predicted model, not a curated record
UUUUGUCUCUUUCUUCCUUUCAUUCUUUUCACCAACUUUGAACUUCUUCACACUUGAAAAAAAUAAUAAUCAUGGAGAAUAGAGUUCAAGAUGACGAGGACCGAGAAGCCUUGGCGGGGCUAAGUUCUGCCCCGCCGGCCAACCUCAAAAUGCAUUCCCAUAGCCAACAACACCGUAGCAAUUCAGAUCAGGUAAAACGCCACCACCCUAGAAAACACAGCCUUGAUAACAUCCCACAUGCCUCUUCCGAACGCUACUAUGAAUCUCCCGAAGAUGCCUGCUUCCCAUAUCAAUCCCCUUCCCUCUCCUCCUCUACAUAUAGAAAUGUUGGUGGGAGUGGUGGUAAUGAGGGACUCCAGCAGAGGUUCGAUAGCAACGAGGGUUCUCCCGAUGAUAUAAAGAAAACCUUACUGCCAGAAUUCAUUGCCACUGGAGGGACAGGAACCUUUAAGGCUCCAACCCGGGCAGCGGUUCAUCCUGGCCGCCCCACAUGUUUAGAACUCAGACCACACCCUCUCAGAGAAACCCAAAUGGGUAAAUACUUGAGAAACAUUGCUUGUACGGAGACACAGUUGUGGGCUGGUCAGGAGUGCGGAGUCAGGUUUUGGAGCUUUGAGAAUGCGUACGACCCAGGAUUGGGGUUACAGGGAAGAGUGAGAAGGGGUGAUCAGGAUGCAGCGCCGUUUCAUGAGUCCGCAAACACGUCGCCCACAAUGUGUUUGAUGGUUGACAAUGGGAAUAGAUUGGUGUGGAGUGGACAUAAAGACGGAAAGAUCAGGUCUUGGAAAAUGGAUCAACCGUUGGAUGAUGAUGCCCCUUUCAAGGAAGGAUUAUCAUGGCAGGCUCAUAAAGGUCCCGUUCUAUCAAUGGUAAUGAGUUGUUAUGGUGAUCUUUGGUCUGGUGGUGAGGGAGGUGUUAUUAAAAUUUGGCCAUGGGAAUCCAUUGAAAAAUCUCUUUCUCUCUCAACAGAGGAAAAACACAUGGCUGCUUUAUUGGUGGAAAGGUCACAUAUUGAUCUUAGGAGUCAAGUCACUGUAAAUGGUAACUGUAGUCUAUCUUCUUCAGAUGUGAAAUGCUUAUUAUAUGAUAAAGUUAAAGCUAAAGUCUGGUGUGCUCAGUCUCUGUCCUUCUCAAUAUGGGAUGCUCAUACAAAGGAGCUUGUGAAAGUAUUUAAUAUUGAUGGUCAAACUGAAAACCGAGUUGACCUGUCAUCAGCACAGCAACCAGAUCAACCAGCUGAAGAUGAGAUGAAAGUAAAAUUUGUUUCCACAUCAAAAAAGGAGAAAUCACAGGGCUUUUUGCAACGUUCUCGAAAUGCUAUAAUGGGAGCUGCAGAUGCUGUUCGUCGAGCUGCCAGCAGGGGAGCAGGGGCAUUUGCAGAAGAUGGCAAGAGAACAGAAGCACUAGUGCUAACUACAGAUGGAAUUAUAUGGAGUGGAUGUUCUAAUGGCCUCCUUGUGCAGUGGGAUGGAAAUGGAAAUCGUUUGCAAGAUUUUACUCACCAUUCCUCCACAGUUCAAUGUUUAUGCACGUUUGAAACAAGAAUAUAUGUGGGUUACGUGAGUGGCAUUAUCCAAGUAUUGGAUCUUGAUGGAAAUCUUAUUGCAGUAUGGGUUGCUCAUAGUAAUCCUGUGUUAAAGUUGGCAGUUGGGAAUGGUUAUAUUUUUAGCUUGGCUACACAUGGAGGUAUACGUGGAUGGUUCCUCACAUCUCCAGGACCUCUAGAUAACAUAAUACGAUCAGAAUUAGCACAAAAAGAAGCAAUAUACACAAGAAGGGACAGUUUCAGAAUUUUAGUUGGCACAUGGAAUGUCGGUCAAGGAAGAGCAUCUCAUGAUGCCCUUAUGGCAUGGUUAGGUUCUGCUGCAACAGAUGUUGGAAUUGUUGUUGUUGGGUUGCAAGAGGUAGAGAUGGGUGCUGGUUUUCUUGCUAUGUCUGCUGCCAAAGAAACUGUAGGGCUUGAAGGAAGCUCUAUUGGGCAGUGGUGGCUGGAUACUAUAGGGAAGGCAUUAGAAGAGGGAACAACUUUUGAACGUAUGGGUUCUAGGCAACUUGCAGGCUUACUAAUAUCUCUUUGGGUGAGGAAGAACCUUAGAGCACAUGUAGGAGAUGUCGAUGCUGGAGCAGUUCCAUGUGGCUUCGGACGUGCAAUUGGCAAUAAGGGAGGUGUAGGUUUGAGGAUCAGGGUUCUUGACAGGAUAAUGUGCUUUGUGAAUUGUCACUUGGCCGCUCAUUUAGAAGCAGUUAAUCGUCGAAAUGCUGAUUUUGAUCACAUUUUUAAAAAUAUGACAUUCAGCCGAUCAUCAUCAAACCUUACAUCAGCUGGUAUGCUGCGACUCCUGUUUUUGUGUUGCUCUCUUGCCUUCUCCACAUAUUUAUUCUGGCUGCUUUACAUGUCUGGCAUGCCAUUGAUCCUAUCUAUUGCAGCUGGUGUCUCAACAAACACUCAAACGCUAAAGGGUACAAAUGCAGUGAGUGCCAACUCUGAAGACUCAAAGCCUGUUUUAUCUGAGGCAGAUAUGGUUGUGUUUCUUGGUGAUUUUAAUUAUCGGCUUUUUGGUAUAACUUAUGAUGAAGCAAGGGAUCUUGUUUCACAAAGAAGCUUUGAUUGGCUUAGAGAAAAGGAUCAACUCAGAGCAGAAAUGAAAGCAGGAAGAGUCUUCCAAGGAAUGCGUGAGGCUCUUAUCAGAUUCCCUCCUACCUAUAAGUUUGAAAGAAACCAGCCUGGUUUAGGAGGAUAUGAUGCUGGGGAGAAAAAGCGAAUUCCGGCUUGGUGUGACAGAAUAAUAUAUCGCGACAGUCGACUGGCUUCAGUGUCCGACUGCGGCUUAGAGUGUCCUAUAGUCUCAUCAGUUGUACAGUAUGAGGCUUGCAUGGAUGUUAUUGAGAGUGAUCACAAACCUGUCCGCUGCAAAUUCAGUGUCCAAAUUGCCCAUGUCGACAGAUCAGUGAGGAGACAAGAGUUUGGAGAAAUUAUUAGAUCGAAUGAGAAAGUCAGGUCCUUGCUUGAAGAAUCACAUUAUGUUCCAGAAACCAUUAUAAGCACCAACGACAUUGUCCUUCAGAACCAAGAUACUUGCAUUCUACGUAUUACUAACAAGUGCAAGAAGGAAAAAGCUGUUUUUAAUAUUAUUUGUGAAGGUCAAGCUACUUUCAAGGAAGAUGGAGGUGAGCCAGAUUACCGUCCAAGAGGUUCCUAUGGCUUCCCACGAUGGCUUGAGGUCACACCAGCUGCUGGUAUAAUUAGACCAGAACAGCAUGCAGAGGUUUCUGUACAUCAUGAAGAAUCCCAUACUCUAGAAGAUUUUGUUGAUGGCGUUCCACAAAACUGGUGGAGUGAAGACGCACGUGAUAAGGAGUUAAUCUUAGUUGUGAUUGUCCACGGAAGUAGCUCAACAGAAAUGAAAAGCCAUAGAAUCCAUCUUCGUCACUGCUUCUCAUCUAAGGCAGUUCGCCUCGAGUCGAACUCAAACUCGAGAAAAAACCAAGGAGGAGGAGCAGCUAAUCGAUCAGAACUUAGACAAUUAAGCAGUUCUUCUGAUAAAGGAGAUGAUCUUCAAAAUUCUCGAAAAUCUUGAAGCUAAAAUUGAAGGCUGAUAAAUACAGAUGCAAUCUUAAUGUAAAUA